Molecule: messenger RNA, 1762 nt
Organism: Neodiprion fabricii
Lineage: Eukaryota; Metazoa; Arthropoda; Insecta; Hymenoptera; Diprionidae
Gene: Ufd1-like
Product: ubiquitin recognition factor in ER-associated degradation protein 1
Exons: 5
Coding region: 559-1449 (296 amino acids)
Cellular component (GO): VCP-NPL4-UFD1 AAA ATPase complex
Molecular function (GO): polyubiquitin modification-dependent protein binding
Source: RefSeq, a predicted model, not a curated record
CUUAUACCCUUUUAUCAAACCCGCGCGCCAACAUAAUUCUUUACUGUUCCGAGCAACCCUUUUGGUUCUCAGCACAAGUGCGAAAGGUUCACGCUCUUGCUCAUUCGUGUAAUCCGUGGCUAUAAUGCGGAAAGACUUGGCUUGUAGGAGUGGGACCCAUGAACCUGUUACGUUAUCAGUGCUAUUCUGGUGGUUAUUGUGAAACUACGAUCUUUUCCUUCUUUUCUAGCUGCAAACAAAGCCGAACAGUCUACGUCGAUCGUUUUCCUUGUAUCUAGACUCCGUGUCCACGGUUGUUGCGUUCCGAAAAACGGACCCUGCGCAAUGCGAUUCCAUCUUACGUCCUCGUUGCUCGGAGAAUUUGUGCGACGCUUUGUCUCUCUUUAACACUGUCGCAUUUCCCAACUUUAACUCUGCAAUGAAAUUUGAAACAUGACUUGGCUCAUAUCGAUGUCUGACUUGCAUGUCGUGCGACUUCAGGGUUGUAUAUUUUUUGCAGAAAUUCGCUCUUGAUUAUUGUAUUUAUAAUAGUUAGGGUACAAAAAGAAGCUCGUCAAAAUGUUUGGGUUUAACAUGUUUCCCGACAUACCGAGGCAUUUUAAUACCCAAUACAAAUGUUUUUCCGUCUCUAUGAUCCCUGGGACCGAGCGGCAAGAUGUGGAACGCGGCGGAAAAAUCAUCAUGCCUCCUUCGGCACUUGACCAAUUGACGAGACUCAAUAUCGUUUAUCCAAUGCUUUUCAAACUAACUAACAAAAAAUCCAAUCGAAUUACACACUGCGGUGUUUUGGAGUUUGUCGCAGAUGAGGGGAAAGUGUAUUUGCCAUAUUGGAUGAUGCACAACCUUUUAUUGGAAGAGGGUGAAAUAUUGAAUAUUGAAAGCGUAAUGCUUCCAGUCGCUACAUUUUCGAGAUUCCAACCGCAGUCUGAAGACUUUUUAGACAUUACGAAUCCUGGAGCAGUCUUAGAAAAUGGUCUGAGAAGUUUUGCCUGUCUUACGACUGGGGAUAUUAUUGCAAUAAAGUAUAAUCAAAGGAUAUAUGAAAUGUGUGUAUUGGAGACAAGGCCUGGCCCAGCAGUCAGUAUUAUCGAAUGCGAUAUGAAUGUUGAAUUCGCGCCACCGGUCGGUUACAAAGAGCCAGAAAGAGUGAUAAAACCCCAAGAAGAAACAAUAGACCCCGUCGAUAUGAUGCCCGCUCCGCUAGGAUUCGUUGCCUUUAAAGGACAGGGCAAUAGAUUGGAUGGAAAGAAACGUAAAGAUUCUUCGCUGCCUGAACUAAGCUCUGGCAAACCAAUAUACGUCAGGGGAAUACCGGAUUAUGAUUAUAAAAUCGGAACGUUGAAAUUUUUACGGACUACAAAGCCGGUUAAUAAUAAAGAGAGUAAAGACGUAGACGAAUUCAAGGCGUUCACUGGUGAAGGUUUUUCUUUGCGAAAAUCGAGAAAAUAGCGUGUGAUAAUAAAGAGUGAGGAAAGGAAAAAUGAAAUUAUGACUGUGAAAUUUAUUUAUCUAUAUACUCCUAUUAAUUUUUGAAGAAACUGUUUAUAGAUAAAGUACCGUUUCUAUAACUUUUACUACAUCUGUAACUUGUAUAUAGUUUCGGACAUAGUACAGAAAGCAUGUGUAUUAUAAUUGGGUUUGCCAGAAGAAAACAAUUUUCGAAUUUCCACUCAUUACGUCCAUUAAAUCCGAUUUACACCAUUGAGUCCAUGUUUAAUAUGUUUAAUUUCUUAAUAAAAAUUAUCAGAAGUAGCUUAAAGAA